Messenger RNA from Stylonychia lemnae, 1380 nucleotides. NCBI's taxonomy places the organism in Eukaryota, Ciliophora, Spirotrichea, Sporadotrichida, Oxytrichidae. The record is from the annotation of a GenBank genome assembly.
AUGCCCUCAACAGAUUUUAUAAUGAUUGAAAAGCCAAAUAAUGAUGAAAAACUACCAAUAUUUGAAGCUCCUCUAGCAAAAUGCAAUCAUGAUGAUAAGACAGUAGAUGAUGAUAUUCUUAUUGGAUUCAAGAGUGGAAAAAGAUCCGCAAUUUUAAAAUUAUAAGAAUCAAAUAACUUCUUUAGAUUAAAAGGCUGUGGAAAUAUGAAUCUUGGGUUUAAUAAGUAGUAAAUGGCCUUUCCUGAAGAAUGGCAAGAAAUUAGAGGAGUAUAAUUUUCAAAUACUGCAUUCAGAGAGAUUUAUUUCAGCGAGAAGAUCAAUAAUCUGCUUAAUCAAAAAGGUUUCGUUUUAGGAAAUACUCCAUAUGGUCUUUGGAAAUAUUCUGAAGACAUUGACAACUUAACUAAUGAUUGCCCUAAAUUAGAUAAAUAUUGUGGAAUUUAUAAAACAUUUGGAGAUAAGAGAUUGGCUACACAUCUAUUUUAAGGAAUUGAAAUUAUCUUAAAAUCACUGAUAAACAUUGGGAUUUAGUAAGGAGAUAUUAGUAUUGAUCAUCUUGAUAAACUUAAAAAUUUGUUCAAUUAAAGCAGAAUCAAUACUUAAAAUAACAGCAUAAGCAAAACUUCUACACUAACUAAAUUCAAAGAUCCCUCAAUUUCCAAUCCCAAAAUAUAAGAGGAUUUAAGUGAAUAUUGUCAACACAGUGAAUCAGUUAAACAGACUUUGAAAGAAAGAUUAUAGAAUUUUAGCUCAAUCUUAGGGUUUCUUGAAGCAGUUAUAUUGAUGUUUAAAAGAGCUGGAUAUGAAACAGGGUAAGUCAAAAGGACAUUAGAUGAAAACUUGAUAUCCUGGGGAUAUUACAUUGAUCAUAAUCCCUUUUAACCACAUUGCAAUGCCCACCCUAAUAAUUUUCUUGUGUUAGAUCUGUUAGCAGAUUACAAUAAUGAGUAUCAUAAUUUACUUGCACCUGUUGAUUUUGAUAUGACCUAUGAAUUUAAACAAUUCAUAAGUAAUGUAUAAGAUGAUCCAGCCUAAUAUGGAAAACAAGAUAGAGAAUUAUUUGAUAGCUGGAGUGGCUCUGAAAAGUAUGAAUUAGAAAAAGCUCUCGGGGGUGAGGAGAACAUGGCGAAUUUUGUCUAUGGGAUACAAGAGGAGGAGAACUAAGCUGAGGAAUAAAAAGAAGAUGAUCUUUCACAGCAGAUUUUCAAAACUCUUAAUGUCUGUUUAAGAGAUGUCUCUGUCUUGAACUAUAGAGAAAGCUAUGAUAAAAUCAAUCAUUAAGAUUGGAUUGAAGAUAAAUACAGCUACUAAACCAGAAUUUAAGACAUUAAUCAAAUUAUUUAGCUUGCUCUACUGCUAACAGACAAUAAAGAUACAUGA